Messenger RNA from Egretta garzetta (little egret), 2963 nucleotides. RefSeq names its product solute carrier family 15 member 4 (gene SLC15A4). The transcript has 9 exons. Lineage: Eukaryota; Metazoa; Chordata; Aves; Pelecaniformes; Ardeidae. The annotation marks the transcript as partial. The record is from RefSeq and is a predicted model, not a curated record. Gene Ontology annotation, biological process: transmembrane transport; oligopeptide transport; histidine transport. Gene Ontology annotation, cellular component: membrane. Gene Ontology annotation, molecular function: L-histidine transmembrane transporter activity.
UUGGCCUGCGCCGCCGUGCUGCUGGCCGAGCUGCUGGAGCGAGUGGCCUUCUACGGCAUCACCUCCAACCUGGUGCUCUUCCUCAACGGGCCUCCCUACGUCUGGGAGGGGGCCCAGGCCAGCCAGGCCCUGCUGCUCUUCAUGGGCAUCACCUACCUGGUGUCGCCUUUCGGAGGCUGGUUGGCUGACGCCCUCCUGGGCAAGUUUGGCACCAUCCUGCUCAGCAUGGCGCUCUACCUGCUGGGCAUGCUGGCCUUCCCUGUCAUCGCCACACCGCACACCCGCCAGGGCCUCUGUGGGGACAUCCCCCUGUUCCCCGUAGAGAACUGCUCCUCUCCGGCAGCCAAUGCCACCAUGGCGCCUUGCUCCCAGGUGGGAGCCACCCGCUACUGUGCCACCGCCACCUUCAUCGGACUGGUCCUCGUGGGGCUGGGCGUCGGGUCAGUCAAGGCCAACAUCACCCCUUUUGGGGCAGACCAGGUCAAAGAUCGGGGUCCAGAAGCCACAAGAAGAUUUUUUAAUUGGUUUUAUUGGAGCAUUAAUUUGGGAGCUAUUCUCUCUCUGGGAGGCAUUGCAUACAUUCAACAGAAUGUGAGCUUUGUUAUUGGUUAUAGUAUCCCAACAGUUUGCAUUGGGAUUUCAUUUAUUGUCUUCCUAUGUGGUCAGAGUUUCUUCAUCACAAAACCGCCUGAUGGUAGUGCCUUCACAGACAUGUUUAAAAUUCUCGCAUAUUCUUGUUGCUCAAGAAAGAGACAUGUGGAACGUUCAACUAACAGCGAAGGCCAGGGAGUACUUCGGCAACCUCGCAAGCAAAGCCUGUUUGAGAUGGCCAAACUGUCUCAUGGGGGCCCAUUCAGAGAAGAUAAAGUAGAAGAUGUGAAAGCUCUUGUCAAGAUCAUCCCUGUCUUUUUGGCUUUAAUACCUUACUGGACAGUGUAUUUUCAAAUGCAGACAACAUAUGUAUUGCAAAGUCUCCAUCUGAAAAUUCCUGAAAUAUCAAGUGACACCAACUCUAUUCAUACGUUCCAGCAGAAAGCUCCAACACCUCCACUUCACCUGACCCAAAAAAACCCCCACCUACCUCAGCACAGCUGGAGAUACAUCUUGAAAGUGAGAAUAUGCAAUACUGUUGGAGUUACUAUGUUUCCAGCAGCCUGGUUGACUAUGUUUGAUGCAGUGCUUAUUCUGAUCCUAAUACCCUUAAAAGAUAAAUUGGUGGACCCCAUUCUAAAGAGGAAUGGCUUGCUCCCAUCCUCACUGAAGAGGAUUGCAGUUGGAAUGUUCUUUGUAAUGUGUUCUGCGUUUGCUGCAGGAAUUCUGGAAAGCAACAGACUGAAAAUUGUAAAGGUUAAAACAAUUAAUCAGACAAUUGGAAAUGUUACAUACCAUGCUGCAGAUUUGCCAAUAUGGUGGCAGAUUCCUCAAUAUGUGCUGAUUGGAUUCAGUGAAAUAUUUGCAAGUAUAGCAGGUCUAGAAUUUGCAUAUUCAGCUGCUCCCAAAUCUAUGCAGAGUGCUAUUAUGGGGCUGUUUUUUUUCUUCUCGGGGAUUGGCUCAUUUGUUGGCUCUGGAUUGUUGGCACUGGUGUCUAUUAAAGAAAUUGGCUGGAUGAGUAAUCACACAGAUUUUGGUAAUAUUAAUGGCUGCCAAUUAAACUAUUAUUUUUUUUUGCUGGCUGCUAUCCAAGGAGCAACCCUCUUGCUUUUCCUUAUUGUUUCUGUGAAAUAUGAUCAUCAAAAAUCAAAGAUGAAUGAAGCAGCUGCCAAUGGGAGGAUCUGAUAUCUGUUACAGAGCAGACUUUAUUACAGCAGCACGCAGUGAAGUGGCAGCGCACCCUGAGUCUGCGGGAUCUCAUGUUUUCUCCAGUGAGACUCUUACUAGACUUGCAUGUUACAAGAGUUCUCGCCCCUGCCCCCUUCGUGUAACGUAGGUAAGUGCCUUAUGUUGGCGGGGCGCAUUUCUUGCACUAAGUCCUGGUGGAGGACAAACACAAAUCUUGGAAGUGAAUUAACCUAGGCAUUCAAGUUGCUCUUUGUUAAUCAUGAGAUGUUUGCUUAACUCUUGAAAGUUGGGACGCUUACUCUUGGAAAUUGAGUAUAACAAGUCACAUGUGACGUGGGUUGUUCCUGACUAAAGAACUCUGCUUAGUGAAGAACAGUGGAUCUAGAAAAACAUUCAACAGUCUCAAGCCUGCACGGAGGACAUCGGAAACACAACAUUUUACAGAAGCCUCAAGUAGUGGUUACAAGAAUAAAUUUUCAAUCCUGAGAGUCAUUUUUGAGGGAGAAACAGGGACAAAUUAAACUGCAAUUAGCUCAGAUUGAAAAGAAAUGUAGUUUUAUAAUUGACCUUUCACUGGCAGUGUCUCAAGGAUUUAAGUCUAAACUUGCAGUCAAGACUAUCCAAUACUGAAGACUGCAUUAUAUGCACAGUAGCUUCUCAUAUAGCUGCUGUAAGUUUUGGUGCAAAAUAAGGACUUGUUGGGACUGAAAUGGUUUUACUUUGGAAGUGUUUUUAUUUUUGAACCUGCAUUAGAUUUAUUAGGGCAGUAUGGAAAGAUACAUCUUUUGACAAAGUAUUAUUCAGCCUAACGCUGUUACUUCCCUAAGGAAUAUUCUAAAUAUUUGCAGAAAGAAAACUGAGAUUGAAUUCUGAAAAGGUGAAUGCGCAAUAACAAUUUAGAAGCCUUUCAGCCAGUUCCUUCAGUCUUGUGUCUUACUUCUAGCUAACAUGCUACAGGGUUUGUAUCUUUCAGCAACACAUUCCUAUAGCAGAGCAAAUGGGUUUAUGUUCAGCCUCUUGAAUUUUAAUGAUUCUAAAAAUUGUACUUAAGAUUGUGCGCAGACUGGUAUGGAAGAUGCAAGGAAUUAUGCAGAAAGAAAAUAAAAACUCAACUUUUUAUGUGUUGAAUUUUUAUAUUUUCCUUUGCAUUUACGUUGUUAAAAUGUCCUUUUGUACGUGGACAU